GCAUUAUACAAUAUGCACAAUAUAACUCAUAAAUGUUAUCUGUGUUUCCUAAAACAGAUGUAUGCCAUAUAGAUUGUUCUUUUGAUGUGAACUUGUGUAACUGGAAACAAUCAACGAGUGAUAACAUGGACUGGAUACACUGGAAUGGCUCAACCCCUUCCGAUUUUACUGGACCAUCAUUUGACCACACAACAGGAUAUGGCUACUAUCUAUACAUUAAUGGACAGGAUUCAGAAGAGGGAGACUUUGCAAGAUUGGAGAGUCCUGCAAAUUGUUUCACUGGAACUCAUUGCUUACAGUUUUGGUAUCACAUGUAUGGAGCAGCAAAAUACAUGAUGCUGAGGGUGUCAGUACUAAGAGAUUAUGGUUUGGAAGAUGUCUUCACUAUAGAAGGAGAUCAUGGGGACAUGUGGUAUUUAGAGAAGAUUUUCCUGCCUGAAAGUGAUAUUAUCCAGAUUUUCAUUGAUGGUGUCAGAGGUGAAGAUUUCCGCAGUGACGUUGCUAUAGAUGAUAUUUCUUUUUACCCAGGAUAUUGUACUGCAACAACUACCACCACCACCACUGUAACUACAAAACCGACAGGUUCUACUGUGUCAUCAACUAAAACCACAUCAUCACCAGGUAAAUAUAUUGCUCAUUUUAAAGAGUUGAGUAUUAUUUAUAAUAAAUCUAUUUAUUUUGUUAUUAUACAUUGUAAGACCUUGAUAAUAAAUUGGAAGUCAUGCAUACUUACAUGACAGUUUGACAUAAAUAAAAGUCAUGCAAAUCUGACUUACACUUAAAAUGUAUAAUUUUA
This is a messenger RNA of Rana temporaria (common frog), 796 nucleotides long. Its product is annotated as MAM and LDL-receptor class A domain-containing protein 1-like. The transcript has 5 exons. Lineage: Eukaryota; Metazoa; Chordata; Amphibia; Anura; Ranidae. The record is from RefSeq and is a predicted model, not a curated record. The coding region runs from base 33 to 737 and encodes 234 amino acids. Gene Ontology annotation, cellular component: membrane.